This is a messenger RNA of Fusarium pseudograminearum CS3096, 261 nucleotides long. RefSeq lists its product as uncharacterized. Bases 1 to 261 code for a protein of 86 amino acids. The transcript has a single exon. The record is from RefSeq and is a predicted model, not a curated record. NCBI's taxonomy places the organism in Eukaryota, Fungi, Ascomycota, Sordariomycetes, Hypocreales, Nectriaceae.
AUGUGCACACAGACAGAAACGCUGGAAGAAUGCAGCCGCUGCGGCUACGUCGACGCCAUCGAAAGCCCCAUUUUGAACUGCGGUCUGAGAUCGCGUCAGCCCUUCGACAGCCGACAGGAAAACUAUUUCGUCGGUCGAUGCUAUGGAGUAGCUAUAACUUCAUAUACCGAUAUUGUCGUCUGUCCCACCUGCGCCACCACCGAAGAGAGAGAGCGGAAGAGACAAGAAAGCAAGGAAUCUGCCCAAAUUGUUGCAAAGUAA